AUGACUCCUUAUUUUCUCCGAAAGAACCACCAGCUAGUGUCUAACUACCACCGGAACAUAAUCCUGUCCUUAUUCGCGAUAGUGACAAGUGUGUUAACCCUGACAAUCAUCUACCACCUCUUCGGAUACGUGAAUACCUCCAAAGAAGUGAUCUACUCUCGAAUUUCAAUCGACGCAGAAACCUUGGCGUCUCUCCCCCAAGUGACAGUCUCAAGAUCCCUCAAAUCCUCACCAAAGAACCUAACCUGCACUCACUUCACCUGCUUCAACGUGUACCGGUGCGGGCAGGAGGGCAGCAAGUUGCUGAUCUACGUCUACCCCCUGGAGAGUUUCCUCGACGAGGACGGCACAAUAAUAAACAACUUAUCUCGUGAAUUUUUGCAGAUCCUCCAGGCGAUAAUCCGGAGUAAGUUCUACACCCCGGACCCCUACCAAGCAUGUCUGUUCGUGCCUUCAAUAGACACAUUGAACCAGAACAGGCUGAACGUCCAAGCAGUGGGUCGUGCGCUCGCCUCCCUGGAGUUCUGGAACCACGGUGAGAACCACCUGAUCUUCAAUUUAGUAUCCGGCGUCUUCCCGGACUACAACACCAGCCUUGACGUGGACAUCGGCAAGGCGAUUCUCGCCGGUGCAGGAUUUUCCACGUUGACUUUCAGGAACAACUUCGACCUGAGCAUCCCAGUGUUCACCUUCAGGAACGCUUUGGUUCCCGGAACCGAGUCAGAAGGUAAGCACUUGAUAAUCUCAGCGCAAAUUAACAUAAACAUCGCCUUCGAGCAGGACCUGCAGGACAUAAACACCAACAACGAGAUCCUGAUCCUCCACCCGUGCCUGAAUCACAACCCGAUGAGCAGUUCCGUCCGCUGCAAGAACUCCAGGGUCUACAAGUACCCAGAAGUCUUGAACUCGGGGAUCUUUUGCAUGGUGAUUCGCUCAGCCAGGUACGGACAAACCGUCCUGAUGGACUCUUUAGCCGCUGGAUGCAUCCCGGUGAUUAUUUCAGACUCUAUCGUGAUGCCUUUUGGAGAUCUGAUCGACUGGAAGCGCGCUGCGGUAUUUGUCCGCGAGGUUGAUAUCUUGGGAGUCAUUUCCACGCUGAAGAAUAUUUCUGCGACUCGCAUUGAGGAAUUAAAGAGCCAAGGUCAGUGGUUGUGGAACAGGUACUUUAAUUCUGUUGAUGCUAUUGUCAACACGGGGCUGGAGAUCAUCAACGACAGGAUUUUUCCUCAGGAAAGCAAGGACUAUAAUUACUGGAACAGCAGAUUCAGUUCUUCCCCGCUGUUUUUACCAGUUACGGCGCCAAAAACUCAUGGGUUCACUGCUGUCAUCCUGACUUAUGACCGAGUGGAGCUCCUGUUCUCGCUGAUCACCAAGAUUGCCCAGGUUCCGAGCUUGUCUAAGAUCCUGGUGGUCUGGAACAAUGUCAAAAAAGACCCACCGGUCUCUGCCAGGUGGCCCAAGGUCAACAAGUCGCUCCAGGUGAUCAGGACCAAGGAAAAUAAAUUGUCAAACAGGUUCUAUCCGUAUGAUGAGAUUGAAACUGAAGCAGUCUUGUCUAUUGAUGAUGACAUCGUGAUGCUCACCGCGGAUGAGCUUGAGUUUGCUUAUGAAGUCUGGAGGGAGUUUCCGGAUAGGAUUGUUGGGUUCCCUUCUAGGACUCACACCUGGGAUAAUGAGACUCAGUGCUGGAGGUACGAGAGCGAGUGGACUAAUGUCAUUUCUAUGGUACUCACUGGUGCUGCUUUUCAUCAUAAGUAUUGGAUGUAUUUGUAUACUACCUCUAUGCCUGGGGAUAUUAAGUCGUGGGUUGACGCGCAUAUGAAUUGCGAGGAUAUUGCUAUGAAUUUUUUGAUUGCCAAUACUACUGGCAAGAGUCCGAUUAAGGUGACGCCCAAGAAGAAAUUCAGGUGUCCAGAGUGCACUAAUACUGAAAUGCUGUCUGCUGAUUUAGCACACAUGGCUGAACGGACUAGGUAUUCAUCAUAG
Cotesia congregata is the source of this 1986-nucleotide messenger RNA. Lineage: Eukaryota; Metazoa; Arthropoda; Insecta; Hymenoptera; Braconidae. The record is from the annotation of a GenBank genome assembly.